Messenger RNA from Megalobrama amblycephala (Wuchang bream), 2267 nucleotides. It is a transcript of the gene cyribb, whose product is annotated as family with sequence similarity 49 member Bb. Gene Ontology annotation, biological process: regulation of actin filament polymerization; positive regulation of T cell activation. The record is from RefSeq and is a predicted model, not a curated record. The transcript has 13 exons. NCBI's taxonomy places the organism in Eukaryota, Metazoa, Chordata, Actinopteri, Cypriniformes, Xenocyprididae. Bases 443 to 1420 code for a protein of 325 amino acids. Gene Ontology annotation, molecular function: small GTPase binding.
CGGGACUAUAUAGUAAUCAAAGUCGUGCACUUGGUUUUCAUAUCAUAUGAUAAUGUAUGGUGCUUGAUUUAGGCGUUUGGUUACAAUACAUGCAAGAAGCACAAUGACGUUUUAUUAACCCGGAAAUAACAGUCGGUAAGACAGCUGAGAGAGCGAGAGCGAGAGAGGCUCAGAUAUAGAGAAGGAGAGAGAGAGAUCUAAAGCCUUCUCUUCUGGAGCUUAUAGCGUGCUACCUGGACUCCAUACGUUUUUUCAUCGCUUUACAUUCAAAGGAGGAUGUUGCCUGCUGGGAUUGCAUUUUAGAUCACUGUAGUGCAUCAGGGAGUAAAUUGGAUGGAUCAUCAUUUAUAUUGUUAGUAUUUCUGUAGGAUUGCGACCUUGGCGAGUGCCUAGGUAGGCCUCCCUUCUGUCACCUCCUCUGCUUUUCUGCUGGUACGUUGUCAUGGGGAACCUUCUAAAAGUUUUGACAUGCACAGACCUUGAACAAGAGCCCAACUUCUUCCUUGAUUUUGAAAAUGCCCAGCCAACAGAAGCAGAGCGGGAAACGUGGGAAGAAGUGGAUGUGGUCCUGAAGGAUGCACUGGGAAUACUUGACGAACUACAGGCGUAUAAAGGUGCGGGCCAAGAGAUACGAGAGGCGAUCCAGAACCCUAAUGACGAGGCAUUACAAGACCAGGCGUGGGCUGCUGUGGUGCCACUAGUAGGCAAACUAAAGAAGUUCUACGAAUUUUCACAGAGAUUAGAAGCAGCACUGCACAGUCUAUUGAGAGCACUCACUAGUGAGACAUACGAUGACCCCACACAGCAUCUGGAGAGAGAGCAGGCCCUUGCAAAACAAUUUGCUGAGAUCCUACACUUCACACUGCGCUUUGAUGAGCUCAAGAUGACAAAUCCUGCUAUUCAGAAUGACUUCAGUUAUUACAGGAGGACCCUAAGCCGCAUGAGGAUCAAUAACGUUCCUGCAGAGGGAGAAAAUGAAGUGAAUAAUGAGCUGGCCAAUCGGAUAUCUCUUUUUUAUGCUGAUGCCACUCCCAUGCUGAAGACAUUAAGUGAUGGCACAACAAAAUUUGUAUCUGAGAAUAAAAACUUGCCCAUUGAAAACACCACAGAUGUACUGAGCACCAUGGCGAGCGUGUGUAAAGUUAUGUUGGAAACCCCAGAGUACCGCAGCCGCUUCAGCAGUGAUGAAACUGUUUCCUUCUGUCUGCGUGUCAUGGUGGGGGUCAUCAUCCUAUACGACUACGUCCAUCCCGUCGGUGCAUUUGCGAAGUCCUCCAAAAUAGACAUGAAAGGCUGCAUUAAAGUGCUCAGAGAUCAGCCACCAAACAGUGUGGAAGGUCUUCUAAAUGCUCUCAGGUACACAACAAAACAUCUUAAUGAUGAGUCAACCACUAAGACCAUUAAAAGCAUGCUGCAGUAGCAACAAACUCUGGGACAUACACCACUGGCCUCAAGCAAAUGCUCAGGAGAUGCACAUACACUCUCUCUCCUGGACUAAAGCGAUGCACAGAAUGUUUUUCCUUUCCUUUCCUUUUCUUUUCUUUUUUUUUUUUUUUUUUUUUAUUAAACAGAAAAAAAAAAUCAGAUAAAAGCUUCUCUAAUCUUUCCUUGUCUUUUUACAAAACAGAUGCUACUGGCGUUAUGUGUGGUUUUCUGUGCCAAAAUGGUUUUGCUGAAAUCCUUUGUUUUUAAUGUUCCUAAAAGAUAGCCAUGCUACUGAUGGCAGCUAUGAAAGCAUUGUUAGAUUAUAUUUGUGGUAAGUGUUUUAAUUUAGCUUGUUUCCCUAUAAAGGGAGGGUGUGUUUUGACUUGAAUAUAAAUAUCUAUAUAUUAUCUAUAUGAUCUAAAUACACACAAUUAUAUAAAAAGAGAGAAAAUAUAUUAUUUUUGUUUGAAUUAAUAUUUAAUGUUACAUCCACUGCAUGGCAAAAUGAUUACAUUUCUUCUAUUUAAACGAAAACUAAUGUUUCAAAAUCAUUUGUCUGUUUGAUUUUGUGUUAAGGAAAAGAUGUUUAAAUUAUGUUUUCAAAUGGUACUUGGAGAUCAAAAAUGGAGAUUAAUUGAUAGAUCUUUUCAAGUUUUAUAUUUUUUAUAGUUCUUGAUUUAUGUCUUUUGUUUUUCCAUAGGUGUUAUAAUUUUCUUUUGUUCUUUUUUUUUUUUUUGAUCUGAAAACUAGCUUUUAAAAACUGUGAUAGAUCGUAAUCUGUGUCAGAUGUGAUGACAACAUGAACGUAAGGAAAUAAAAUGCUUUCAUUUUUUAUAAUGAAA